CUUAGGUGUUUCCAGGAUAUUACUCCAUCCCGUCGGCGCAUUAUUAGAGACUGUUCAUCCUAAACAGUUCCUCCUUUUUCAAGAAAUUAACGAGUGAUAGAACUGUUACUCAUUACAAAACGUUAAAAGCAUGUCAAAGAGAGCAGAGGUAAUAUGUCUUGAUGUGGGUUCCACUAUGGAUAUUAGGGAAAAGGAUGGGACUAACCACUUUGAAUUAUCUAUUAAAGCUCUUGUUUUACUUCUCGAGCAAAAAUUAAGAAGCUUAAAGAAGAACGAUCUCACAGGUUUUGUAAUUUGCGGCACCAGAGAAACAAGCAAUCCACUUGCUGAAGACGACCAAUACCAAAACAUUAAGGUUUUAAGAAACUUAACAACUUUGGAUCUGGAGCUCCUGCUUACAGUCGAACAUGAACUUCACCUUAAUUCCUUGAAAGCAGACAUUCUCGAUGUUGUGGUGGUAGCUCUUGAGAUGCUGAAAGCCAGAAUUAAAAAGUUAAAGUUUGAAAAAAAAAUUUUACUUGUGACUAAUGGAUAUGCCCCAACUUCAGAUCUUGAGCAACUAGGAUUUAUUAUUGAGGAGUUAAAUAGGAACGACAUUGAAGUCCAAAUCUUAGGCGUCGAUUUUGACGAAAUGGAAGAAGGAAACGAGCUAAAAACUAACCAAAAAUCAAAAUCUCCCUUUUCACGUGUGCUGAAGCAACUCGCUGAAGGGACCAAUGGCGAAAUGUUUUCUUUUUCCACUGCCUUGCAACUACUCUCAAAGGAAAGAAAGCAGAACAUCCGGCAGUCCCCCGUUUUCAGAGGCACAUUAAUGCUUGGCCCGGCUUUUUCCUUUCCUGUUUUUGCAUAUGCACUCACCAAAGAAGCCAAGCCCCCCUCGUUAAAGAUGAUUUCCACAGACGGCAACAGCGAUGUCUCUAGAGUUUACCUUCAACGGACAUACCAUUUACUUGAUGAAGACCGCACUGAAGUUCCGAAGGAGGAUUGCGCUAAAGGCUAUAAGUAUGGGCCGACCAGAAUUCCGUGGGCCAAGAUCGACGAGGAGAGCAUGAAGUUAGAAACAGAGAAAAGUCUUCAGAUCCUCUCUUUUACAAAAUCAGAAAAUGUACCAAGGCGUCUCUGGAUGAACCAUGUGAUUGCAUUUGUGGCUGACCCAUCAGACGUUCCUGCGCAGACCGCCCUUUCCUCGUUAGCUGCGGGGUUGCACGUGACAGGCACAGUAGCGCUCGUCCGUUUUGUUCGGGCAGACAAGGCCACCCCUAAAGUAGGCUUUCUCUCUCCUCAUAUAAAAAAGAACCAUUCGAGCUUAUUAUAUACGGAACUUCCGUAUGCUGAUGACAUUCGGCAGUACCAAUUCCCUUCUCUAAGCUUCAGUAAAAAACUCCAGCCAAGUGCUGAACAAGAGCAGGCUGUUGCUGCCCUCAUGGCGUCCAAGGAUUUGUCAAAGCCUUGCAGCGAAGAUAGCAGUGGUCAUAGCCCGGAGCACGUUUUCAAUCCAGCUAUUCGAUAUUUCUGGCAAUGUAUACACCAGAGGGCGCUGGAUGACUUGAAAGGCGUUAAGAGCAGAAACCUGCCAGCAGUAGGCUCGAUUAUAAAAGACUUCAUGGCUCCUUUUGACUUAGUAAAGGAAACUUCAAAGGCCCAACUUUUAAAUAUUCAAGAACUUUUUAGAUUAAGAAAAAUCGAAAAGCGCAAAACUGAUAAACUGGGCGCUUCCUCUUACUUCCAGAGUACUUCAAAGGAGGCGACCGAGGGGCCUCCCCCCUCGAAGAAGAGGCCGACUACGGAAGACCUGCCGCGAAGCAUUGCCGAGGUCUCCUCAGCUUACUUCUACAAGGUCGGCUCAGUUAACCCAGUGGCUGAUUUUCGAACUAUGUGCUCCUGGCCUGAGGAAGGCCUGGUCUCCGAGGCCAUUACGCAGAUGUGCCAACUAAUCGAGCAGUUCGUGGAAAAUUCGUAUAAUAAAGACUUUACCUUAAGAGCGUUCGACUGUUUGGCAGUUCUUCGAAAAGAAUGUGUUGCGCAACAGAAAGCCGAAUCGUUCAACUCGUGGAUGAAAAAGUUUAAAGAAAAGCUCUUAACCAAUAGGCUAUAUAACGACGUGUGGCAGCAGAUUGUCGCCGAUGGAGUGACUCUUAUCACGAACGAUGAAGCGAGCGAUUCGAACGUUUCAAAGGAAGAAGCUGAAGAGUUUUUGAUGGGCACAGAGCCGCAUGAGCAGUUGGACUCCGGCGGGCUGGCAGAAGAGGAGUUGAUGGGCCUCAUGGACUGAGGCGUUCCGAUUCAUAUCUUAUUACUGAACAUUGCAGCCUGCAUCUUCUCAAAGACUAUUAUUUAAGUUUUUCACCUAGCCCCGCAAAGCUUUUAAAAUUGAGUUAACAUACGGCCACUUCUACUUGUUAAUAAAUAUUGGUAAUACGAUCUAUGAAGUCCAGCGUAAACCAUGAACUUAAAAGGAGCACUUUAGUCUGUAAAUUAAGUGCCUGUUUUACGUAAAAGGGAAAAGUCGCAUUGAUAAGGCGUGAAGUAGGUUUCGGGAGCGGCGAGUUCGCAGCACAACG
This is a messenger RNA of Zophobas morio, 2561 nucleotides long. Its product is annotated as X-ray repair cross-complementing protein 5-like. The transcript is spliced from 25 exons. The record is from RefSeq and is a predicted model, not a curated record. NCBI's taxonomy places the organism in Eukaryota, Metazoa, Arthropoda, Insecta, Coleoptera, Tenebrionidae. The coding region runs from base 131 to 2272 and encodes 713 amino acids. Gene Ontology annotation, biological process: double-strand break repair via nonhomologous end joining; DNA recombination; telomere maintenance. Gene Ontology annotation, cellular component: Ku70:Ku80 complex; nucleus. Gene Ontology annotation, molecular function: telomeric repeat DNA binding; damaged DNA binding; double-stranded DNA binding.